This is a messenger RNA of Bufo gargarizans (Asiatic toad), 4411 nucleotides long. RefSeq names its product ATPase H+ transporting V0 subunit a1 (gene ATP6V0A1). The record is from RefSeq and is a predicted model, not a curated record. Gene Ontology annotation, molecular function: ATPase binding; proton-transporting ATPase activity, rotational mechanism. Bases 290 to 2902 code for a protein of 870 amino acids. Gene Ontology annotation, biological process: proton transmembrane transport; vacuolar acidification. NCBI's taxonomy places the organism in Eukaryota, Metazoa, Chordata, Amphibia, Anura, Bufonidae. Gene Ontology annotation, cellular component: vacuolar proton-transporting V-type ATPase complex; vacuolar proton-transporting V-type ATPase, V0 domain; plasma membrane. The transcript is spliced from 22 exons.
GGACAGCGCCUGUUCGACGCGGCCAUGUUAUUUGUGGGCAGCACAAUCAAAAUAAUGGCCGCUUAGACGAACGUGAAAUAAAACCUUCUUCGUAUGUCCGUGCUCUUCUAUCACUAACUAAGUUCCGAAUACGUCCUGAGGAGACCGGCAUUCCCUGAGCGCUCCUGGCGGUGACGUGUACGUGACGUCACGGGGCUGAGCUCCGGGCUGAAGGAGGAGGAAGGAGCAGCUGACGCUGAGCUCUCGUCUACAAGUUUUAAUAGGAUAAUCGUCAAGAAAAUCCACCAAAAUGGGGGAACUCUUCCGCAGCGAAGAGAUGACAUUGGCGCAGCUCUUUCUCCAGUCUGAAGCCGCUUACUGCUGUGUCAGUGAACUGGGAGAGCUGGGAAAAGUACAGUUUCGUGAUUUAAAUCCUGAUAUUAAUGUUUUCCAAAGAAAGUUUGUCAAUGAGGUCAGAAGAUGUGAGGAGAUGGACCGUAAACUGCGAUUUGUGGAGAAGGAGAUUAAAAAAGCAAGUAUCCCAAUUCUUGACACAGGGGAGAACCCCGAAGUUCCCUUUCCCAGGGACAUGAUUGACCUGGAGGCCAAUUUUGAGAAGAUUGAGAAUGAAUUGAAAGAGAUUAACACCAACCAGGAAGCUUUAAAGAGGAACUUUCUGGAGCUGACAGAAUUAAAAUAUAUCCUGCGCAAAACCCAGCAAUUUUUUGAUGAGGCUCAAUUGCAUCAUCAUCAGCAGAUGGCGGAUCCUGAUCUACUGGAGGAAUCCUCUUCACUUCUGGAGCCAAGCGAGAUAGGAAGAGGAGCUCCACUGAGACUUGGAUUCGUGGCUGGUGUGAUCAACCGUGAGAGGAUUCCCACCUUUGAAAGGAUGUUGUGGCGGGUGUGCCGUGGCAAUGUGUUCCUACGACAGGCAGAAAUUGAAAAUCCUUUGGAAGAUCCAGUGACGGGUGACAGUGUUCACAAGUCUGUAUUCAUCAUAUUCUUUCAAGGAGACCAGUUGAAGAACAGAGUGAAGAAGAUUUGUGAAGGGUUUCGAGCUUCUCUUUACCCUUGUCCAGAAACACCCCAGGAACGCAAGGAGAUGGCUGCUGGAGUAAACACAAGAAUAGAUGAUUUGCAGAUGGUUCUUAACCAAACCGAGGACCAUCGUCAGCGUGUUCUUCAAGCUGCUGCUAAAACAAUCCGAGUCUGGUUUAUUAAAGUCAGAAAAAUGAAGGCCAUUUACCAUACUCUUAACCUGUGCAACAUUGAUGUCACCCAAAAGUGUCUGAUUGCAGAAGUUUGGUGCCCAGUUGCUGAUCUGGACUCCAUCCAGUUUGCUCUAAGGAGAGGCACAGAGCAUAGCGGAUCUACUGUCCCUUCCAUCCUCAACAGGAUGCAAACCAACCAAACCCCACCAACUUACAACAAGACCAACAAGUUCACAUAUGGUUUCCAGAAUCUUGUCGAUGCCUAUGGCAUUGGCAGUUACCGGGAAAUAAAUCCAGCCCCAUAUACAAUUAUCACCUUCCCUUUCCUAUUUGCUGUUAUGUUUGGUGACUUUGGCCAUGGAAUCCUGAUGACACUGUUUGCAGUUUGGAUGGUCGUAAGAGAAAGUCGAAUUUUGUCACAAAAAGUUGAUAAUGAGCUCUUCACCAUGGUGUUUAGUGGCCGAUACAUCAUUCUUCUGAUGGGCCUUUUCUCUGUCUACACUGGCCUUAUCUACAAUGAUUGCUUUUCUAAGGCUCUCAACAUGUUUGGUUCUUCCUGGAGUGUUAGACCAAUGUUUACCAGCACAAAGGCCAACUGGACAGAAGAACUGCUUAAGAAUGCGCAGGUGCUGCAGCUGGAUCCAGAUGUCACUGGAGUGUUCAAUGGACCUUAUCCAUUUGGGAUUGAUCCAAUUUGGAGCAUUGCAACUAACAAGCUGACUUUCCUGAAUUCCUUCAAGAUGAAAAUGUCAGUUGUGCUUGGCAUCAUUCAUAUGAUGUUUGGGGUCUCGCUUAGUCUAUUUAACCACAUAUAUUUCAAGAAGCCUUUGAACAUUUACCUUGGAUUUAUACCAGAAAUGAUCUUUAUGUCAACUCUAUUUGGAUACUUGGUCAUUCUUAUACUUUACAAGUGGUGCACCUAUGAUGCUGCCACCUCAAAGAGCGCACCAAGCCUCCUCAUUCACUUCAUUAACAUGUUCAUGUUCAACUACAGUGACCCAUCUUUUCCUAUGCUUUAUACUGGACAGAAAGGACUGCAGUGUUUCCUGGUUGUAUGUGCCAUACUCUGUGUGCCUUGGAUGCUGGUUCUUAAACCUUUCAUGCUUCGCCACCAGUACCUCAGGAGGAAGCACUUGGGUACGCAUAACUUCGGAGGUAUCCGCGUUGGGAACGGUCCCACGGAAGAAGAUGCCGAAAUUAUUCAGCACGAUCAGCUCUCCAUGCACUCUGAAGAAGGCGAGGAGCUUGCUACCCAGUUCUCCAUAGCGGUUUCUUCCGCAGAAUUAGAUAAAGAGGAAAGUGAAGUUUCCAUGGUAAUGGUCAAAGCUUUUGAUUUUGGAGAUGUUGUGGUCAAUCAGGCCAUUCAUACAAUCGAAUAUUGUCUUGGGUGCAUUUCUAAUACAGCAUCAUAUCUCCGGCUCUGGGCCCUAAGUCUCGCACAUGCUCAACUUUCAGAGGUCUUGUGGACGAUGGUGAUGCACGUAGGUCUGCAUGUGAACAGCAUAGGGGGUGGCAUUCUCCUGGUCUUCGUGUUUGCAGCAUUUGCAGCACUCACCAUUGCCAUUCUCCUUAUCAUGGAGGGUUUGUCCGCUUUCUUGCAUGCCCUCCGUUUGCACUGGGUGGAAUUUCAAAACAAGUUCUACGUCGGAACAGGGUUUAAGUUCAUGCCGUUCUCGUUUGAGACCAUCAGAGAGGGUAGAUUUGAUGACUGAAAUCAACCAUUCAAAGUGUGCUCCUCUUCCUCUGUCAUCCUCUCCUGCCAUAGUGCAUUGAUGUAAAACCUUGCCUGUCCUUCACGCUUCAUAGACCCACAGUAGUCUUAUGAUGGUCCAUAGUUGGUGUAUUGUACAGGAGCCUCAAUAGUCAGCAGCCUUCCAGAAGUGGAGUGGAGGAGUAACAGUCUUGGCCACUAGAGGUCACCCAAGUCACUCUUCGUGGAAAUAAUAAAGCUUGAAAGUACCAUUGAUUUUAAUGUACAGAACAGAAGGGUUCUUUAUGUGCACAUAUCAAUGUUCUCCUUGCCAUCCUCUACCUCAAUAUUUUGCUCAGAUGCAUUCUUUUAUUAUGUAUUAUAUUGCAGUAAGUGAUACUUCAUACUUGUAAGAUCAACACCUAUGUACUUUUUGGAAACUUUGUAGAAUUUAGUUAAGCGCUAAAUCCUUAUCACUCCUUGAAGAGAUAUACAGACGCCACACGAUUCCAACAAUAACUUCCCUCUCAGACAUGGCCCCAGGAUCAAUUAUGUUAAAAAGUUAUAAGGCCUCAAACUAUUAACCUCUUGAUCACCCCAGUGGACUAUUGCUAAAUUCCCUCCACAUGAUUUUAUGAUUAUUGGAAGAAGCAAACUAAACCAAAUUCAGCAACAUCAUUUUUUGGUAUGUGGGGGUUCCCAAUUUUACUGCAAUUUACCUGAUAACAAUAGUUUCCGUAUAGUUUCUCCUAUCUGUUUUUUGUUAAUAGUGCACAUAUGAGAACAGCAUUAAAAUUUUCACUUUGGAGUGCUGAUUUGGGUAUAGAAGUGGUUCUCCUUAUUAAAGGGGAACACUACAUAAGCUAUACUAAAGUUGCAGUGUAGUUAUUGGAGGGUGAUGUGACUGGUUUCCUGGACGCUCAUGACAUCUGCCCCUGCAUUCUGUCAGAUCAGUGUUAUCAUGUAACAUGGCUGUGUAACCCACAUUGAGCUGCCUGAGACGGGGAGGGAAGUGUUGUCACAGGGACACAGGCAGAUCUGAACGUCAGCCUGUGAUAAUUCUGCACAGAGGUAAGAUAUUGGGAGAAAAUGCAACAUUUUAAACACUAAAGAGCUGUACUAUAGAUGUGUUGGUUGAUCUCCUGUACAAAGCAAGUAAAAGACCCAAUCCACUUUAGAGGAGGCUGUUAGAAAGGUUUACCGAGUACACACGUUCUGCACACUCUGAAGGUAACAAGCUUGUAAUCAGUAUGGCCAGUGACUACAGAACUAUAUGUCCAGUAAAUUGAUCUGUUUGUUAUAUUGGCUCAGCCUGUAAGACUUUAUCGCCAGCUUUUGGAGAUUGCGUGUAGAUUUUUACCUUUCAGGUAGCAAGAUCCUGAUCCAUCGUUGCCGACAACUCUCACUGUCCCAUGUAUGUUUACAUUAGUGAUUCCUCAAUUUGCUGUCAGAUUCCAAUGUUGUUGUUGCUGCUGUGAAUCAGUAAAUGAAGUCUCCCUGUGAUAAUAAACCUUUAAUUUAUGACAACCAG